UUUCAAGAUGACAAGGCGAUGGCAUGAUCGGCCUCGAUUCUCGAUGGUGAUCUGUAACUUGUCUUUCUUGAUCGACUUCACUUGCAAGCCAUCGUAAUUGUUGUGUGGAUUUGUGGCUGCCAGAAGGAAUACUGUUGACGGAAGCGGACUACUCGAUAUGCAUGCAAUCUCGAGUUCCCACCGCGGCGUCAAUGCCGUGCUCUCCCGGCCUCUAUUCUUACAGCGUUUCGCAUACCCAAACCAAUUUUAGACUCUCAUCGGCAAAGAUGGUCUUUUUCUGAUGCUCGUGAUCCAUGCUUUAGUCGUAACUUUACCGUCUGUUUUCAGUCGUCGGUGCUAGCAAUUGGCGCUCUAAGUUACGAGGCGUGGUCCGCCCGGGUAGGCAUUUGAAUGAAUGAUCCAGCCAAAACCGCAGGCGCCGACCCGCAUACUCCGAACAGCCGGCACUCGCAAGUCUAUCGGGCUCGAUUGCAUCCCUGCCCUGCUGCUUUUGUUUGCCCCAAUACCAUACCAUCUGCGCCAGUCCACUCGACUAAGCAUAAGCGACGCCGUUACGCCGGUUCGGACCUCGGAAAUUUGCAAGUUGAAAGAAGAACCACUCCAGACCUACCGGGAUCAUUCGUCCUAGCGCUGAGGGCGGGAAGGACCCGAGCGAGUCUAGGCCGUUUUCCUCUCACGACGGAAGGACGCCGGCCGACAGGUGGA
Messenger RNA from Mycena citricolor, 705 nucleotides. Lineage: Eukaryota; Fungi; Basidiomycota; Agaricomycetes; Agaricales; Mycenaceae. The record is from the annotation of a GenBank genome assembly.